This is a messenger RNA of Rotaria sordida, 1065 nucleotides long. NCBI's taxonomy places the organism in Eukaryota, Metazoa, Rotifera, Eurotatoria, Philodinida, Philodinidae. The record is from the annotation of a GenBank genome assembly.
AUGGUUGAUAUAUUUGUAUAUAUUAUUUUUAUUUUCAUAAUAAAAACUAAUGGAUUUCUAUUUGAUGAUAAAGAAGAUCUAAUUCUUCUACCAUCAGUUGCUUUUCGAGAUCAUUCAAAAAUAUCUUCAACUAAUUGGAUAGUAUCUAAUCAAGGAUGGUAUUAUGAAGAAGAUCCUUUACAAGCAAAAGUAAUGGAAAAAAUAUUAGAAAAAACUAUUGAAAAAGAUUUUGACAUAAAUCGUAUUAAAUUAUUUACUGCUGAUGGACAAGAAAAUAAAAAGGUAUGUAUUGAUAAUUUCAAUCAAUCAAUUUGUACACAUACAGAUCAUGAAGGUAGAAUUAAAAAUACAUUUCAAAUUAGUAAAAAUGAAAUUGAUCAAUUAAUUCAAUCUGAUAUUAAUGGUACUAAAAUACUUUAUCAACAAUCAGUAUUCAAUAAAAAUAUUCGAACAAUUGGUGAAAUUUAUUUAUGUGAUGAUAAUGGUAUAACAUUUAUAAGUGAUAUUGAUGAUACAAUAAAAGUGACAGGUGUUACAUCAUCAACAGAAACACUUAUGAAUACUUUUACUGGUAGUUAUAAAUCUGUUUUAGGCAUGUCCGAUAUAUAUCAAUAUUGGCAAAAAAAAUAUAAUGCAACAUUUGCAUAUUUAACAGCAUCACCAGAUCAACUUUAUCCAUUUUUACGUGAAUUUAUUAAUCGUGAAAAAUUUCCAUUAGGUUCAUUUCAUAUGCGUCAUUUUACAUGGUUUGAUACAAAUUUUAUUUCAUUCUUCAUGUCGAAUAAUUAUAUUGAAAGUAAAACAGAAGCAAUAGAUAUGUUUUUAAAUAAUACAUUAAAUCGUAGAUUUAUUUUAAUCGGUGAUAUAUUUCAAAAAGAUCCUGAUAUAUAUGCAAGUAUUUAUAUGAAAUAUCCUAAUCGAAUAGAAAAAAUUUUUAUUCGAAAAUAUAAAAAUGAUACAAUUGGUCAACAACGUUUAGAACAAAUAUUUAAUAAUAUACCUCAAGAAAACUGGGCUACAUUUGAAAUUGGUAGUGAUUUACCAAAAGAUAUUUUUCUUGUUUAA